Ostrea edulis (European flat oyster) is the source of this 3543-nucleotide messenger RNA. Its product is annotated as adenosine deaminase 2-like. The coding region runs from base 102 to 1715 and encodes 537 amino acids. The record is from RefSeq and is a predicted model, not a curated record. The transcript is spliced from 9 exons. Gene Ontology annotation, molecular function: adenosine deaminase activity. NCBI's taxonomy places the organism in Eukaryota, Metazoa, Mollusca, Bivalvia, Ostreida, Ostreidae. Gene Ontology annotation, biological process: adenosine catabolic process; inosine biosynthetic process.
UACUAUACACAGGUUAUCAUCGGGGUCGAUAGGUCAAAAGGUUCUUCCUGUAUAUUUAUAAACAACGAAAGCCUGAGGAACAGCUGAGUUGUGGUCCAGCGAUGGAUGUACGUAUACUGUGCUUACUCUUAUUGUUAAACAAUGGGCUUUGUUCGUCCUUUGAAUUGUCGAAGGAAUUUGACGUUAAGCCACUCAUCCGUGAUUUUAGAGACAAAAAUACGUACAUCAGAGCUCGCAAUGAAAUGAUAUUUGCUGAGAGCAAUAUGAGAAUCGGUCACGACAUUGUGCUGAAUAACCAAGAACAAAAAGUAAACCAAAAACUUAUGAAAUACAAGCAACUGGAGAUAAACGAAUCGAGAGUUCAGAAUGGUAAACCCUUUCCUCCUAGUGUUAGUUUCCUGACUGGCAAGCCACUGGUGGAGAAAAGUCAAGUCUUUCAGAUGAUAAAAUUAAUGCCCAAAGGGGCUGCGCUUCAUCUUCAUGACUGUUCCAUGGUGGAUUUGAAAUGGCUGGUCAAGAACGCCACAUACAGAGAUCAUUGCUUUAUGUGCACAACUGUCAAACACGCUGUGUAUUUCAAGUUCUUUGGGGGCACGCCCCCUGAUAAUCCAGAUUGCCCAUGGAAAUCUGUGAAGACAGAGCGACAAAAGGCACGCAGUAUAGAUGAAUUUGAUAACAUGUUGUAUAUGAACAUGUCCUUGAUUACACCGGACCCUGUGAAAGCUUAUCCGACCAUUGAUGUUGUUUGGGCACGUUUCCUACAAGUCCUGAACCAAGCGAACGGUCUUAUCAACUACACACCAGUGUUCACAGACUAUUUCUACGAAGCCCUGAGCGAAUUUAACUUGGACAAUGUCCAGUAUCUUGAAUUCCGAGGACUCCUGCCACAGGUUUAUGAGCUGGACGGCACCACUCGGAACAGGGAUUGGGUGAUGAAAACCUAUAAUGACAUUUUCGAGAAAUUUGUAGCUGAUCAUAAAAAUGAAUUUACUGGUGGAAAAGUAAUAUACUCAGGAAUAAGGGUUGUACCAGAAAUAGACGUUCUGAAUCAGGUUAAGGAGGCUGUGCGCUUCCGGCAGAUGUAUCCCUCUCACUUCGCUGGCUAUGAUUUGGUUGGACAGGAGGACCCCGGUGUCCCCCUCAUUAGCUAUGUAGACGCUCUUCUGUACCCAUCAGAACACAUUCCACCAAUCGAUCUUCCGUACUUUUUCCAUGCCGGCGAAACAGACUGGGAAGGAACUCCAACAGACCGGAAUCUGAUAGAUGCUGUAUUACUCAACACAAGCAGAAUUGGACAUGGGUACGCACUGACAAAGCACCCACAGGUCAUGAAAGUUGUGAAGGAACGGGGAAUUGCCAUAGAAGUAAACCCUAUCUCCAACCAGGUACUGGCCCUUGUAAGCGACCUAAGAAAUCAUCCAGCAGCCGAUCUCGUGGCAACAGAUUUCCCUGUCGUCAUCAGCGCAGAUGACCCGUCAGUGUGGGGCGCGCGGGGUCUGUCCUAUGACUUUUACAUGGCGUUCAUGGCACUCGCAGGCGAGACAACUGAUUUACGACUCUUGAAAAAGUUGUCCAUGAAUUCAAUUCAAUACAGUGCCAUGAACCCAGUAGAGAAAGGUAAAGCCAUGAAUUUGUGGCGCCAAAAAUGGAAUGCGUUUAUACAGCAGGCGUUACAUCAGCUCAACCAGUCAGGGGAGAUCAGUGUGUUUGGUUAAUUACAUCAGCUCCACCAGUCAAGGGAGAUCAGUGUGUUUAGUUAAUCCACUUGUCAUCAGACGUUUGUGAAACCCUUGGUUUUGUUUUCUUUUUUUUUUUUAAUUUAACGUUUUGUUAUUAUGAAAUUCAUGCUGAUUUAAGGUAUGUAUUUUGUUAAUAGUUUAUAUUGAAGACCUUUAGAUUACUGUAGAUAGUGCAGGUAACUUCUACACGAUUUUAUCAUUAAUCAUUACGGAAUUUUCUAUAACAUUUGGGUCUUUUCUAAUAAUGUAACAUUGUUGUGAAACAUUUAACGAAAUAAGAAACUUUUUUAUUUAUUUUUAACUAAUAUAGAUUGUACAUUGGUAUUUAUGCAAAUUCUACUUGGGCAAAGGCCACGUUACAGAUAUAUAUAUAUAUAAUAAUAAAAAUGUGCCAUAAAAGCUCAGACACACAAAUUUAAAUGUAACCCCCCCCCCAAAAAAAACCCCAAGCAGCACUACUGCAAUAAAAGCCAUUCAAUCAUUCAUUUCCUGCAUGUCAAAUGAGUGUUCCUUUUGUGUUUUAACUAAAGACGUGUGUCUCAGUUGGGGGUGUGGGUGCUUAAAAAGCUAAGACACACCCCUUUAAGUGUAAAACACAAGACAGAACAAACAGCACUACAACGCUAAAAGCCAUUCAAUCAGUUUUUUCUUGUAUGGGUGCUGGUUUGUUCUGUGUUUUAUUAAAGGAUGUGCCUCAACAUUUUAGCAGCCCUUUGCUGGGGUUGCACGCAUGUGUGUGGAUGGAUGACUUAUUCAGUUUCAAGUGCUUGCCUGAGACCGAUACAAUGUAUGUACAAUGAAUCCAUUGCAUUGCAUUUUCCCAGGUUUAGUUGCAGUUGAUACAUGUAUAUAAGUACACAAUAUUUUUUUUAUUUAAGAAUGAUGUAUAUAUACACAAAAAAAAUGUAUAUUUAAAAAACUCAAAAUGAACCGGAAGUCCUUUUAUCCACCUAUUGUAUUUAUAUAAAGUACAUUCCAUUUAUUCCAACAUCUGAUUUUAAACAAUUAGUAUUAUGGCUAUAUAUAUAUAUAUAUAUAUAUAUAUAUAUAUAUAUAUAUAUUUUUUUUUUUUUUUUUUUUUUUUAAUUUAUUCGCUAGUUUUGUCUCAUACUCUGUCUUAUGUACUGUUUGUGCAGCGAUAUACUAAUAUAUUUCAUUGUUUUUAAAAACAUGACACAUUUUAUGUAGUAUUUUUUGCAACGUAUGAAUAAGUUUUUGCAUUUUAUAUUUCAUUAUUUUUAAAAGAGAAAAACAUGUUCCAGAUUUUGAAUUGUGAUUUAAGUACGUUAAUGUUGUGUGAAGAUGUUAUUAUUCGUAUGGGUGCGUAUAUAUAUUUUAUACAUAUAACUUUAUGUAUGUGGUUGUCUUUGUACUCUUUAGGUUUUUACAGGUACAUGUAAUAGUCUAUCUGAUUAGAACUGCAUUUUAAUGUGUACACGUCAGUGGAAAAAGUCUCUGACGUUGCACGUGCUCUCAUUUAAAAAUAAACUGAUAUUACGUCACCAAAAUAUGCAUGUUUCCAAUAAAACAUUGUUUUAUGUUUAUACAUGUAUAUAAAACUGUUUGAGACUUUAAUAAGUAUGUUAGUGGUUAUCGUACAGUAUACAUGAUGUACUUUAUUAUCGGCCACCACGAGGCGGGCGAUUAUACAUGUACAAUCUAAUUCCAAUCUUUACGGCGCGGAUCUAAGAAGUCUGAUUUUAAUCAGAUUGGGUGAUUAUAAUAUUUUUGGUUUUGUAAAGACGACCGUAACUUACUGCGGGCCUACAUUAUAAAAUAAUAAACUUAAUCAUAUUCAUGAAAA